This is a messenger RNA of Pangasianodon hypophthalmus (striped catfish), 10885 nucleotides long. RefSeq names its product IQ motif and SEC7 domain-containing protein 2. Lineage: Eukaryota; Metazoa; Chordata; Actinopteri; Siluriformes; Pangasiidae. Bases 2576 to 6763 code for a protein of 1395 amino acids. Gene Ontology annotation, molecular function: guanyl-nucleotide exchange factor activity; protein binding. The transcript is spliced from 15 exons. Gene Ontology annotation, biological process: actin cytoskeleton organization; regulation of ARF protein signal transduction. The record is from RefSeq and is a predicted model, not a curated record.
GUUCUUAAACGUAAACUAGGGUGUUAGCUAGCUAAUUCAGUCUUUGUGGCUAAAAGGAUCUUUACAAAUCCUUAAAAAUCUCCUAAAAUGGACAGAUAUGUUGUCAGUAAAAGAAAAUCACAAGAGGAGGAACAUCCAAGCACAAAUCAGACAGAAAAAGUUCCAAAGUGGGAAGUGUUCUGUAAGUACAGUGAGGAAUGUUUAAUAUUUGGAUUUACGCACAUGGACAGUGACAAGGCUGAACCCCUGCCCAAGUGUGUGAAAUGUUUAAUGAAAUGUUUAAUGUUCUAAUGAAAGCAGUAAGCCAGUUUUCUUAAAAAGCAUUUGAAAACAAAACAUGAAAACCUGGCCACAAACCCACAAAACCAGUCUCACGUUUCAAAGUAAGGUUUAAUGCUUAAAACAGCAGCUAAAAAAAUUUCAACAAGCAAAUGUUUCACUUGAAGUAAACCUGCUUGAAAUUUCAGUGGAUAUGUGAGGCAAAUAAUUCAGGUUGAAGUGGUUCAGCUGAAAAAAAAUUUUUUAAAAAAGGUUGGGAACCCUCGGUUUAGCACAUGGUUCAGUUAAAGCCAGCUGACUUUUUUUUCCACUCAGAGUUGCUAUGUCCACAGAAGCUUUUCAUUUUAAGGACAUCUAUAUUAUUAUUGUGUGAUAAAGUAGAGGUACAUUUGUAUUAGGCUCCUGCUUUUUGCUUUAGGUUAUAAAACCCUUGAAAGACAGGAAACUCUCUAGGCUGUCAUCUCUUAGGUAUGAAACUCAUUGGAGAUUGUAAAUGCUCCCAAAGACUACUGCUUGAAAUGCAUUAGAUAUACUGUAUAUCAGGACAUAGAGUAUAUUGUCCUGUAGUCAAUACACUAUAAUAUAAAAAAAGCCAUAAGUCACUUUGGAUAAAGGCAUCUGCCAAAUUAAUAAACGUAAAUGUAAUUAAUCUGUAUGUAUACAAAUAUUAAAAUUAAUGGAAUAAGGAAGCAUCAUCAAAAUGGAGGUUAAUGCAGAAUUAUACAGCUACCCCGGAACAAGGAUGAAAGAUGGAGGUUGAUGCGUCCUCUCGGCCGUUGUCAUAAUGAGAAUGCCAGUGUGAGGAGGAGAGGCAGUGAUUUUGCUUGUGUCCCUGCUGGGAGGGAUGUGCGUUCUGAAUGUGCUUCAUUGGUCUAAGUGCACUGGCACAAGGCCACUGAAAAUUGAUUAAUUAAUUUGUGUGUGGCUUACUUGAGUAGCCUUGAAAAAACUUCAAACACUCAGACUAGCAUGUGGUUCAGCUAUGACUCUGUGUGACUCAGAUGAUGAUUGAGCUUCCUUAGAGAAAUAGAGCAUAGAGAAAUAGUAGUAAGCUGCACCAUUGUGAUCAUUUCUGACUUAAUGUAAGGAAUGCGAAUGAUCGAACCUUUUUUUAAAGGACUUUUUGAAGUGUACUAACUGUAAACAUUUGUUGUCUAAACUUCUCCCUUUUGUCAAGCAUUUGCUUAAAAAUGUUCAGUCAUUCCUGAAUAGGGUAUAUCAUAUAUGUGCACAAUCAUGGAACAUUACAACAGCAUAUAAAAAUAAUCCAAAUACAAGCCUAUUUUCUCUUCACAAGCAUGCUGAAAGUUUCUUGUUCUGUCUGCAUGUGGUGGUCAACUGCUAAAGAUUUCAUUUAUAUGUUUCUUUUAUAUGGCACCUCAGACAAGAAUAUAUAUAUAUAUAUAUUGGAGCUGAAAGACCCAAACCUGUUUCAGCAUGACAAUGUCCCUGUGCACAAAGCGAGAUCCAUGAAGACAUGGUUUGCCGAAGUUUGAGUGGAAGAACUCGAGUGGCCUGCACAGAGCUCCAACCUCAACCCCACUGAACACCUUUGGGAUGAACUGGAACGCUGACUGCACCCCAGACCUCCUCACCCAACAUCAGUGCCUUACUAAUGCUCUUGCGGCUGAAUGGGCAAAUCCCCAUAGCCACGCUCCAAAAUCUAGUGGAAAGCCUUCCCAGAAGAGUGGAGCUUGUUAUAACAGCAAACUCUGUGUUAGUGACCGGUUCUGGAGUGGGCGCAUAUCAGUGUGAUGGUCAGGUGUCCACACAUACUUUUGGCCAUAGAGUGUAUCUUCCAGUAACCUCCAUUAACCCCAACUUUUUAUUUAUUUAUUUAUAUAUUUAUUAUUAUUAUUAUUUGUUGAAUACAUUAGUACCUUUGAGUAGUAGGCUAAAUGCUAAAGGCUUCUAAACAUUUUGUUACUGACUAGAAAUUUGGCAGUGCGUUAUUCGAAAGGAUUUUACCUGAACGAAUCAAUGAGUCGAAUCAUUUAACUGAACCGAUUUUUUUGAUUCAUAAAAAGAAUCAUUUUGUACAUCACAACUGAUAUGAGUGCUGUGUCACGCUGAACGCGCGCGAGCCAGAUUUUACCGCGGGAGGGAGAGAGAGAGAGAGCGAGAGGGAAAGAGAGAGAGAGAGAGAGGAAAAGAAAUGGAGAGAGAGAGAUGCUUUGACGUUUCCCCUCAGCUCUCUGGCAGGAGUUCAGAUCACAAACCCGCGCUGUAAUGGACGCCGGAGACAAAUGAAUGCUAAAUCAUUAGCCGUUAAAGCGCGUGAACGGUUUUAGCAACAAUGUGGUGCAUCAACUGCGCGUCGGAUAAGACUCCUGCUAUUCUCAAUAACAAGCUUGUUUACUGUGUGGAAGGGGAUCCUCACUGUGGGGACACAGGCAGUUUCUCAGACAGCUCCUGCAAUCAGGGCCCGUACCUGGCCAUUUCGGACCGAUACGGGAAGGCUACAGGAGAGCCUCUGGGCCCCCAGGGGCCUCCUGUGGCCCCUCCAAGCCCAGCGAGCCUGGCCUGGGCCCAGCGCACACGCCUCCAGCCUGCCAGCCUGGCUCUGCGUAAGCAGGAAGAGGAGGAGAACAAACGCUGCAAAGCACUCUCAGACAGCUAUGAGCUCUCCACAGACCUGCAAGAUAAGAAGGUGGAGAUGUUGGAGAAGAAAUAUGGUGGUUCCUUCCUGAGCAGACGAGCAGCACGCACCAUCCAGACUGCUUUCCGGCAGUACCGCAUGAAUAAGAACUUCCAGCGGCUGCGUAGCUCCGCCUCAGAAAACCGCAUGACGCGCCGUAUUAUCCUCUCUAAUAUGCGCUUGCAGUACUCGUUUGACGAGCGUCAGCCUCAGGUGCAGCCUGAAACACCCCAACAACAACAGCAGCAGCUCUACCCUCCUCGCCAUCCCUCUUCCCUGGCCAUGGCCGGCCAGCAGAGUUCGGCUGACACAGAGCAGGAGACAGAAUCACCUUCGCACUGCCCUUCUGACCGGGAGGAUUACUCACACGCAGACGAUGCCUUUACCAAACAAGUGACAUCAUUGGCAGACUCCAUGGAUGACACUCUAACAUGUCAGUCUGGGCGUGGCGACUCCCAGGAGGGUGAUGGUGGAGGCGAAGGUGAGGAGUUCAGCGAGUGCGUCUGGAGCAGCAAGGUCCCAUCUCGGCGUGGAGUACCGACGAGUGAGCGAGAGCGGACAGCGGGGACACUCGGGGGCAUGCAUGAGGACAGCACAGCCACAUCCUACAGUGACGUAACUCUCUACAUGGAAGACGGCAUGCCUUCAUCUCCGCUUUCCAUGGAACGUGCACCCAGCAGCACUGACACUGAGUACUGGGGGCUAGGUGGCACAGCAGUAGGACGAGAAGACAGCAGAGAUGCAGAGGGUGGAGGCAGCAGCAACAGCCGGCGUAGCACACCAUGCACAGAGUGCCGUGACCAUCGGCUCCGUGGCGCCCACCUUCCCGUUCUGACUAUUGAGCCGCCCAGUGACAGCUCCGUGGACAUGAGUGACCGCUCGGACCGAGGCUCCCUCAGCAGGCAGUUGCUGUAUGAGCAGGAACCAGCCGGAGGUGGAGGAGGAGGAGGAGGAGGUUCACCCCAGGGAACUCUCAAACACAACCCAGCUCAGGGCCAGACUCGCCCUAUGGGUCGCCCUAUUCCCUCACCCCUGCCCACACACAUACCACCACACCAUGCAAUCCUGCUGCACCAACAGCACCACCCACACCUCCAUCACCCGCUGCAGCACCAUCACCACCACCACCCACUGGCCCAUCUUCACCACCCAUACCCGGACUCAUCUGUAUCACCUACCCAACCCCCGCUGACACCGCUCUCCUCCACCUCAUCAGCGCCGCUGCCCUCUACUGGCCUGGAGCCAUCUGAUGGCGACAAUGACUCUCUUAACUCCACCACCAACUCCAAUGAGACAAUUAACUGCAGCUCAGGCUCAUCCUCCCGGGACAGCUUGAGGGAACCACUACCCGCACUCACCAAGCAGACCUACCAGAGAGAGAGCCGCCACAGCUGGGACUCACCCGCAUUUAACAACGACGUGGUGCAGAGAAGGCAGUACCGCAUUGGUCUCAACCUUUUCAACAAGAAGCCAGAGAAGGGCAUCCAGUACCUGAUAGAGAGGGGCUUUAUGUCUGACACCCCUGUGGGCAUUGCACGCUUUAUCCUGGAGAGGAAAGGCUUGAGUCGUCAGAUGAUCGGGGAGUUCCUGGGCAACCGACAGAAGCAGUUCAACAAGGAUGUGCUGGAUUGCGUGCUGGAUGAGAUGGAUUUCUCCGGAAUGGAUCUGGAUGAUGCUCUGCGCAAGUUCCAGGCUCAGAUUAAGGUCCAAGGAGAAGCACAGAAAGUGGAGAGGCUGGUGGAAGCCUUCAGUCAGAGGUACUGUGUGUGUAACCCUGCAUUGGUGCGGCAAUUCCAGAACCCUGACACCAUCUUCAUCCUGGCCUUCGCAAUCAUUCUUCUCAACACAGACAUGUACAGCCCUAACGUCAAACCAGAGAGGAAGAUGAAGCUGGAUGACUUUAUCAAGAACUUAAGAGGAGUGGAUAAUGGACAGGACAUCCCGAGGGACCUGUUGGUAGGAAUCUACCAUCGUAUUCAGAAAUGGGAGCUGAGGACCAAUGAUGAUCAUGUGUCUCAAGUGCAGGCAGUGGAGAGAGUGAUUGUGGGCAAAAAACCAGUGCUCUCUCUGCCCCACCGUAGACUGGUGUGCUGUUGCCAGCUUUAUGAGGUUCCUGAUCCUAACAGGCCACAGCGGAGUGGAGUUCAUCAGAGAGAAGUCUUUCUCUUUAAUGACCUAUUGGUGGUCACGAAGAUCUUCCAGAAGAAGAAGACAUCAGUGACAUACAGUUUCAGACAGUCUUUUCCUCUAGUGGAGAUGCAGGUUCACAUGUUCCAAAACUCCUACUAUCCUCAUGGUAUUCGGUUAACCUCAGCCAUCCCAGGAGGGGAGCGUAAGGUCCUGAUUGUCUUCACAGCACCGAGUCAGCAAGAUCGGACACGUUUUGUCAGUGACCUGAGAGAGAGCAUUGCUGAAGUGCAAGAUAUGGAAAAAUAUCGAGUAGAGUCGGAGCUGGAGAAGCAGAAAGGCAUUAUGCGGCCUGGACUCAUGAGUGGAGAUGUGAGUGGUGGGGUGGAUGGAAUAAAGACUGAGGCAGUGAAUGGCACGCUGGGUAGGCCCAGCCUCGAUGACACAUAUGCCACAGGGGAUGGGCUUAAGCGAACAGCGCUCAGCUCAUCACUCAGAGAUCUCUCAGAUACAGGAAAGCGGGGCCGCAGAAACAGUGUUGGCUCUUUGGAUAGUACCAUUGAAGGAUCCAUCAUUAACAGCCCACGGCCUCAUCAGCGUCUGCCUAUGGGGGGCGCUCUUCCCAGCUGCUAUGGGCUGGAAGAUUACCGGCCUCACCGCCCCAUCCUGAGCCCCGGAAUAGGGGUGGGGGGUGGGCCGGGGCAGUUACACAACGCCGUAGGGAACGCUGGGGCAGGAGCGCUCCCCAACACUGGCGACCGAGGGUCCGGAGGGGGCAGCUCCGGCUCCUUCCUGGGUUCUCUGUUUGGCAGCAAGCGUGCCAAACCCCCGGCCCCACUUAUUCCCCCAGGGCCGCCGUACCCUGCUCCCGUGGCCCCGCCUACUACCGGUGGCCCGCCUCCUCCCUCGCCUUCCUCCCUCAGUCAGUCCGACCUCGGCGGGCCCUCCAAAAUCCAGGCGCUGCACGCACAGUACUGCCACAACAAUAUUGGCCCACCUCCACCUCCAUACCACCAUCAUCAGCACCACCGUUACUCAGCCGCUGGCCAUCCACACACUAUGCAUCACACUCUGCAGCGCAGCUCACUUCCCCGCCGUGGUUCACCCAUACCCUCCCACGCUCCACUUCAGCAGCAACACUCCCAUCAUGCAAUGCAUCAGCAUGGCCGCCAUUCCAGCAUGGGCUGCACCCCUCCGCCGUUGUCUCCUCACUCACCACAUUCACCCAUCAACCCAUUCAGCUUCUUCCACACUCAUGCCCCACUGCCACAUCCCGCCAAGCUGCCACUGACACUGUCUCACUCCCAGCCCAACCCCCACCCUCACGGCCACUCCCACGUUCUCUCUCAUACCCACAGUCACAUCGGCCACAUCCACAGUCCCCAUCCACUACUGCACCAUUCCGCCCAUCAACCUCACUUUGUGUUCGCCCCACCUCCACAGGCCCCCUCCGCCAUCACAGCACGUCACGUGCCCCAGGCCCCCGUACACUAUCUGCCUCAGUACCCGCCCCUGUCCUCCAUCCCGCCUCCUCCGCCGCACUCGCCUUUACCCCCUCCUACCUCCCCCCUCACCCCUCUUACACCGCUUACACCUCUCUCGCCGCUGCCACCACAGGUGGUCAACCAGGGGCCCGGAGCAGGAAGCACAGGGGGCAGCGCCAGCACAAGCGGCAGCUCCAAGUCAAAGCCCAUCAGCCGCAUCAGUACAGUGGUUUGAGACGCGGCAGAGCUCGCAGGGCAAGAGUUCACCCAAGGAGGAGCCGAAGCCCACGUAAGCGGAAACACACUGUGGUCCGACUUUGCUACUUCCACAUCCGCUUCCCACAUGUGUAGAGUGAGGGUGAUGGAGGCUAACCUAUAGAUGGGCUACUAAAUGCAUACGCCAUUUGCUGUCGUGUCAUGCUGGUACUCAUAACAUCCAAACUCAUUCAUCAAUGCAAAAUCAGGAGGCUGAAGGAGAUAAGAGUUGAAGGAAGAGCUGAUUCGUUUAUUCCUCGGAAGUUGACGUAUGAGCUGGAAGUGCAGUGUUGCCAAAGGUGGAAAUUGUGAGAGGUUGCUGCCAACCUACAAUGCGAGAGACAAAGACUCAAAAUUUUAAGAGUUCCAACUGUCCUGCAACAGAGGAGAUCAGGAAGCGAGCUUUACCAGCCAGCCUGAGGAGAGUGCAGAACACAAAAGAAGCAUCAAGUUUCCAUGAACAGCACUAAAAAAAAGCAUGGACAAUUAAAGCAACUGAGGUUUCAUGGAAAUCCUGUUUUCUCCAUUUCAGCAUUUAAUUUUUAACGUCAAAUGACAAUCAUUCCAGGUCGAGGCAAGUUUGUUUUUUUGUGUUUUUUUUUUUUUCUAACAGAAUUUAGUGAUACAUUCCACAUUCCUUCCCAUGCCUUGGACUAAAUGGCUGUCAAUGUUGGACUACAGCUUCACAGCUUUAAAAGACUCAGCCACACACUUUGAACCACAACACAUCCUGUUUAUGUUAAAGGCUUUUUUGUAAUAAAACAUUUUUUAGUGGAAAGAGACCAUUAUAGGAGAGAGAGCCAUUCAGGAGGCAGCAUUCCAGUAUUUAAUUCUAUGUCUGGAGUCUAAAAGGGGAAAUAUUUGAAUAUAGAACAUCAUAUGUAGUAUGUAGUUGUGUUCUCAAUUUCAAAUCUGCAAAAUCUAGGCGUAGCCCACUAAUUUAAAAACCAAAAAAAGUUUCAAUUCUUAAAUAUUCUUUAGUUCUUUCCGUUCAGUUUGCUUUGCUUUUUUUUUUUUUUUUUUUUUAAUGACAUGGAUUUGUGUCUACGAGUAGGUGAAAAAUUUAAUAUUUUUAUUAUAUAAUAAUUAUAAUUAUUAUAUAAUGUUUCAAUUAUAUUUAUUUUUUCCAGAAUGAAAUAAUUAGGUAAUUGUGAUGUAAGUGUCAAAAUUACUUGAUAAGUCUGACUUGUCCAGUAAUUCUGUUUUAAUGACUAUUUUUCUUUUUAACACACUUUUGAACUAUCAGUAAGUACUCAAACAGGCUCAUAUGACUUGCUAAUUACUUGUAUUUGGCAACUUAUUGCAUAGCCUUAGUGCCUGAUGUAAGGUUUUAGGAUCAAUUGAUCCUAAAUGUGCAGCAACUGAAUUUCCCAAAAAAUAAAAAAUAAAUAAAUAAAUAAGUGAUAUACUUACAGUGCUGGCAAGGCGAGCACUGUAUUGUUCUUUAAUUUAAAUCUUGCAGAAUUAAUUGUAUAAAUACUUAUUUUUUACUCAACGGUCAUUUGAACUGAAUUAUAAGCAUAAAUAGAUAAAGACAUUCUCUUAGCAUUGAUUGUACAGUACAAUUUACAAGAAUGAUAUGAUUCAAGUGUGUUUUCCGUUAUUAAUAUUAUGAUGUCAAAUAUUACCGAUAUUAUCCUUGAUAUUUUGAUGUAACACUUACUACUAAUAUGGAUAUUGUUUCUGUGCUGGUUUGUUUUCUAUUAGCCUUUUUUCAGUCUAACACAGUGGUAUUUCAUGUGUACAAACGGAACUUAACUGGGCUACCUAUUUCAGGAGCUAGUUUUGCUUGGAAAAAAAUUCGGUCUUUUACACCAAACCCAUUGCCAGAAGCCAUACACUUGUACUUAAGCCAGUCACUCUUUUAAAGAAUGUGAAUUUACAUCAAGUUACAUAUCUUUGCCCUUUUGUUUAUAUAUGAAAAGCAUGCUAAUAUGAUUGGUGCAUCUGUGCACACCAGCUAAUACAUUUCGCACUUGGUUGUCAGUGCAUCUAUUUGUAUGCUGCUUUUACAUUUCUGUAGUGUUUGCUCUAGGUGCAAAACAAGAGCUUUUAGUUUGUGCGCACAAAGACUCAAGGCCUACAAGUGCAGUGCCUUGUUAGCAGAUCAUCUCCCGUCUCCAGCACCCCAAUAUAUGCACACACACACACCAAACACAUCCCCACAAACACACUCGCCAAACACACACAACAGGUACACCUCCCCAUUCCUCUCUGGCUUUCUGUCGCUAUUUCAAUACAGGGCCAUAUUCAGAGUUUAGUUAGUGUUGUAAGGAGUUAAUACAGAAAUUGAGCACAGCAGUAUUCAGACUUCAGAAUCAUCUAAUUAUCAAAUUAUCAGAGUUUGCAUGACUCAGGACAGUUCUUUUUCCCUGGAGGAAUUUCACACACCAAAAUAUGGGAUGCAAAAUUAAGGGGAAAUUUAAACCCAUAAAUAUGUGAUAUAUAUUUUUAUGUGAUAUAUAUACAGUACUUUGCAAAAGUCUGAGGCACCCUAAUGUUUUUUUUUUUUUUUUUUUUUUUUUUUUUUUUUUUUUUUUAAGUACAUACUUUGUUAUAGAUUUUUAUUUUAUGAUUUCUAUAUUAUCAAGUCAGUACAAAAAAACCUCUUAGAUUUCCAAACGUUAGUUUUCCAGCACAAAAUUAAAUGUUACAGAAAAAUGUUUGUAUGUCAGUAAAGAAAGCAGCAUAUUACAUAAGAGACACUUUUCAGACAAAAAUACAUAAUGAAGGCUGCUGGGUUUUGCUGCAAAAAUAAGAAGCAAGUGUGUCAGUCAAAGUCUCCAGAAGAACUGCGGCUGGUUCUGCAAGAUGCUCAGUAAAACUUACAGCUCAUUUCCUUAUAAAACUUUUUUUUUUUUUUUUUUUUAAAGCAAAGGGUCUUCACACCAAAUAUUGACUUUGUUUCAUUUAUUACUGUUUACUGCUCUUUAUAGUAUUUUUUAAAUGUAGAAAUAUUUAAUUUCAUUAUUUUUGAAGGCAUCUUUGCUCUACAGCUUAUUUGACUUAUUCGAAGUUUAUUUGACUUUGUAUAUUUUUUGUAUUUAUAUAUUUUCUUUGGGCUUAAAGGCUUAUACGUGUUUUUAAGGGAGCGACCAAGACACAAGUGAGGAACUUCCCAGGCAUUAUCACUAAACAGGUCAUUUCAAUGAAUUGAAAAAAAAUCAAGUAAAGAACCUGUUUAGAUGAAGUCUGUAUAAGGAUUUUUCCUGUGUAUCUGUUGAUUUUUUUUAUUUUAUUUAUUUUUAAUUUAGCGGCAACUCUGAAUAUGGCUCUAGAAGUUUUUGAAAAACAUUUAACCAGCAAACCUACCUUCAUAUGAUUUUUAACGUUUAUUUUCUCAUAGUUUAUUACGUAUCACUGUGUGGAAUCUAACAUUAGACUGUCAUCUAAUGUGGGAUACGAUACAGUUAGUCAUUACAGGGCUGUUUAGCAAAGGACGUACGUUCAACAAGGUGUGAACUAUGUGGCUGUAGGAUGCCGUCUAAAUUUUGAGCACAACUCUGAGCAUUCUCCCAUCACCCUUGAUCCUCUUUUGAGCUAGUUUGUUUCACAUUUGUGCUUGCAUUAAGUGUCAUGAGACCUGAAGGACAACAGGUUCAAAAACAAAUCACAGCCGACUAACAGACCUAUUAAAGUAGAUUCAGUAGUUUUGGAAAGCGUCUUUACUCCUGAUUGGAUAUGCUGAUGUCUUGCGCCAGUGUGCCAAUGUGUUGCAUGUUCUACUGCACUUAACUGAAUGACGCUGUAUAAAAACUUGAAUGUACAUAUAAGCUAAUAUAAAUACUCUGUAUUUACUCUGGAAUGGGCUGUGUUAUAAUGUCUAUAACUGGCUGGGAGCAGGGAGAUGAGCUAUUGUUUACACUUUAGGGACUGGGGAACAAAAUGUAACUGUAAAUGUAUCAGUAUGUGUUUCAGAGCAGUAAUUAUAUUUAAAGAGAUGACAUUGUAUGAAGUUUUAUUUGUAUAUAUGUAUGACGUUUCCAUCACAACCUAAUUCAGAGAAAUUCUAUGUGAUUAUUUAUUGCGCUUAUUCUAUAAAAUAUGUUCUUGCUGUUGGAAAUUGUUGUUUUUUCUGCUUUGUCAUCUGUAUGAGUCAGUU